AUGGGGCUACCACAGCGCCCAGGACCCCCGGCCCAGCUGGAGCGCCUGCUCCAGGCUUCGGACCCCGGGAGGUCUGGAGCGCGCGACGCCCUGGCCCUCGCCCCCCGCUCCGUGCAUAACAACCCCCACCUCGUCCUCGUGGUGGUCGCGGCGACGGGCCAGGCGGGAGCCGUCCCGGUCUUCCACGGCAGGUACCGCCGCCCCCCGCCGCCCACCCCACCCCCGCAGCCUUCUCCCUCCCAGUCUGAGUUGGCGCCGAGCCGCCGACCUUCUUCAAGGUGCCCGCAGGCAUCUCCCCGGCGAUCUUGGUGCAGAGCAAAGGCACGCCGGAGGCGCAGUCUGGCUGCGGCCCAGCCCGGCGGCACCCUUGGUGGCGUGACCUUGGGCAAGUCCCCGGGCUUUGGGGUCAUCUGA
Rangifer tarandus platyrhynchus (Svalbard reindeer) is the source of this 414-nucleotide messenger RNA. NCBI's taxonomy places the organism in Eukaryota, Metazoa, Chordata, Mammalia, Artiodactyla, Cervidae. The record is from the annotation of a GenBank genome assembly.